AUGACAAAUACAUUCUUACUAACUCAGCCCUCCAAGCCUCCAAUAUAUCCAGGCUUGGCGUUCAUCGCAUACCCUCAGGCUGUAGCCAUGAUGCCUUUUCCCCAACUGUGGUCCAUCUGUUUCUUUGUCAUGAUCAUUCUCUUGGGUCUGGACACACAAUUUGUUGGCAUGGAGGUGGUGAUGACAUCCAUCAUAGACAUGUUCCCCAUGGUAAUGCGCAGGGCAGGCCGACGAGAACGUUUCCUCCUCCUCUUCUGCCUCACGUGCUUCUUCUCUCAGCUAGUCAUGAUCACCGAGGGAGGGAUGUAUUUGUUCCAGCUGUUUGAGUACUACGCUUGUAAUGGAGCCUGCAUCCUCUUUCCCUGUUUGUUUGAAACCCUGGCAGUGGGAUGGAUAUUUGGGGCAGAGCGGCUGUAUGGCAUCAUUAAGGACAUGACGGGUGUGAAUGCCAACCCAUUCUUUAAAAUCUGCUGGCUUUUCCUCACACCACUGGUCUCACUGGGCUCUUUUAUAUGUUCUUUAAUUGAGUACCAGCCUCUGACCUUUAAUCGAUGGUACGUGUACCCAACCUGGGCAUACGUGUUGGGCUGGGUACUGGCCCUCUCCUCCAUCCUGCUUGUGCCGGGAUGGGCGCUGUAUAAACUGGGAACCGGGGCUGGGAACCUCGGUCAGCGUUUCCAUCAACUGUGCCAAUCAGAUCCUGAUUGUUCACUGACUAAAAAGAGAGAAACCGAGUUGCAGCACAUCAGAGAGGAAGAUCUACAACUCUUCACCACCACUUAG
Plectropomus leopardus (leopard coralgrouper) is the source of this 783-nucleotide messenger RNA. NCBI's taxonomy places the organism in Eukaryota, Metazoa, Chordata, Actinopteri, Perciformes, Serranidae. The record is from RefSeq and is a predicted model, not a curated record.